Molecule: messenger RNA, 843 nt
Organism: Paramisgurnus dabryanus
Lineage: Eukaryota; Metazoa; Chordata; Actinopteri; Cypriniformes; Cobitidae
Source: RefSeq, a predicted model, not a curated record
AUGAAUAACUCUCCAGUCAACUUUCCCGGUCAUGAGGCUUCAAUCAACUCCUCAACUACGUCCUUUAAACUAUCAGAUUAUCUGGAAAUAUCUUUGCACAGCCUUAACCUCCUGUUUGGUCUUCCUACACACAUCUAUGUUAUUCAUCUCAUCAUCACAGGAGCGGGAAGUGGAAUUGUGGCAGAGUUUUUAAUGCUUAAUCUCUCUGCUGGUGAAAUUGGGAUCUGUCUGGAUAGUUUGAUCUUUGUACUGUCAAUGUGGUUUCGGAGUCUCUCGAAAUUUGAAGGGUUUUUAGUAGGAUUUUCCAUCACCGGUCGUCCUCUAUUUCAGUGUCUGGUCUGUGUCGAGCGUUACCUGGCUGUGGUUCAUCCUGUAACCUUUCUAAAGUACAAACCUCUCAGAUAUAAAGUCAUCUGUUGCACUGCUGCCUGGAUCAUUUGUCUCGGAUCAUGUUUGUUCUGCAUGUUUACUAUAACUUCACAUUAUUUUGUCUAUGUAUGGUUCUUGACAAUUCAGCUUUUUGUCUUCCUCUCCAUUAAGUUGUUUUGCCUUUCGGCUGUUCUCAGAGCUCUGAAGAAGUCAGGACCAGGAGAGAGAGGAAGAGAGAGAGAGGAGGAAAACCACAUGAAGAGAAAAGCGUUUUAUCUCAUUCUCAUAACUACUGUUACUACAGUUAUCUCAUAUGGUCCAUUUUCUCUCACAGGACUAUAUAACAUUGUGACACACACUAACAUAGAUUAUCCAAUGGUAGGAAAUGGAGAUGUAAUGUCCCCUCACCACGGUUACUGUACCACUGCUGAAGUGGCCAGGUCUCUUAUGCUCGGCUCCUCAGUGAAAGGCUGA